AUGGUUCGCUUGACUGUUGCUUCACUGCUCGCAUUGGCCAUCACGGCCUGCGCGGCUCCGGCUCCCCAGGCAGGAGAUGCCAAUGUCGGGAACGGCGCCGGCCGCCAGUUCAUCACCGGAGCCUGCGUGAGCGACGCAGACUGCGCCUCCGCCUGCUGCGCGAAGAAGGGCAACGCCGGCGUCUGCUCGGCGAAGCUGGUCGCCAAUGAGAAUGGCAAGGAGGGCUGCGGCUUCAACGCUGCGGGACAGGCUGGAAAUCAGAACAACCAGCAGAAUGGAGGAAACCAGAACCAAAAUGGGGGUGCCAACAACGGUGGUGCCAACAACGGCGGUGCUAACAACGGAGCCGUAAACAACGGAGCCGGUAACAACGGCGCUGGCAACAACGGAGCUGGCAACAAUGGUGGUGUCAACAACGGCGCGGGCAACAAUGGAGGCGUCAACAACGGAGGACUCCAAGGCAACGGAACGCAGCCCGCCCAAGGAAACAACGGCAAGGGCAAAGGAAAGGGCAAGGGCAAGGGCAAGAAGGCCAAGGGCAAGAAGCAGGCCGGCAAUGGCAACGCUGGCAACGCCGGCAACAAUGCUUGCCAGGGCCAGAACAACAACGCUGGAAACAACAACAACAACGCCGAGAACGGCGCUGGCAACAACAAUAACGCUGAGAACGGCGCCGGAAACAACAACAACAAGAACGCCGGUAACAAGAACGCCGGUAACAACAACGCUGGAAACAACAACAACAACGCCGAGAACGGUGCCGGCAACAACAACAACGGCGGUGCUGCAGGCAACAACACCGAAAACGCCGCCGGGGGCAACAACCAGAACAACCAGAAUCAGAACAACCAGGGCCAGAAGCAGCAGAAGCAGAAGCAAAACAACAACAACCAGCAGCAAGGCAACCAGAACAACCAGGGCAACCAGAACGAGCAGGGCAAUAACGCGGAAAACGCGGCGAACAACAACAACGCCGCUGCCGGCAACAAGGCGAACAAGGGGAAUGCUGGCAACGCUGGAAACGCUGGCAACGCAGGCAACGCUGGCAACGCUGGCAACGCUGGCAACGCUGGCAACGCUGGCAACGCUGGCAAUGCAGGCAAGGCUGGGAAAGCUGGCAAUGCAGGCAACGCCGGAAACGACGACGCUGCCGACGAGGAAGACUAA
Purpureocillium lilacinum is the source of this 1167-nucleotide messenger RNA. RefSeq lists its product as uncharacterized. The record is from RefSeq and is a predicted model, not a curated record. NCBI's taxonomy places the organism in Eukaryota, Fungi, Ascomycota, Sordariomycetes, Hypocreales, Ophiocordycipitaceae.